UAGGCAGGUGAAUAGGCAGCGUCUUCAUGGUCUAUAAUCUAAAGCUCAAUUUUACGCGUUUCACAGAACAGCUCACAUGUUAGAUAUUAGUGCCAAAACUGUGAGAAAGACAAGUGGGAUCCAGGGUGGUGUGGGGCUAUUCUGUCUAUGCAAAUUACAUUCCAAGGAUGCCAUUUGAUUAGCUGCUAUGUCCCGAUCAUUGACGGACAUGCCCGAAGAUCCAGCGUUUGCGAGUGCUCCAAACAUCAAAUAGAGGUUUAAAAAUUUACGUCAAAAUAUUUCGCUGUUUUUUCUAGCGGAUCGUUAAAAAAAUCGAUUCAGGGAUAGUUCCGCCAAUCUUCUUAGUGCCUAAAAUCUGGCAGAAAACCGCGCUGAAGCUGGGGUUGUCUGAAUUAAGUUUCUCAUUAACUAGUAUCGACACAAAAACAGGGACAAACUUAUAUCGCUCUAAACGUGUAAAAUUAAGCUUCUAGGGAAUAAAAAGAAAAACACUACAGAAGGAUACAUUCACACCCCGGCUAAGUUUAUUUUAUGAAUUAGUGCAUAAAGAUACAACUCAUAGAUGUUUAUUUGCGUGAAUUCGUCCUUAGAAAUUCUUCACUGACGCGGGUGGGAGCCUGUGAUGCUAAGCAACGGACAAGGACUGUGAGAGCCAUACGCCUGUCUUAUCAACUAACAUGAAAUCAUUGAACCGCUGAACAGUUUUUAUACCUUAAAAGAGUUUCCUUUUUGAGCUAUGGGAUAUAACUAACCCACAAAAUUAAAAAAAAAUACUCGAUUUAAUGAUGUAUAUGCUUUCCUAAAAUGGCCUAUUGUUAUUAAUAUUAAGGAUCUUAGUUUCGUCAAUUAUUCAUUGUUACCACCAAUUAACGGAGAAGAGGAAAUUGUGUUCAGUAUUGACCUUUGGAAGUGAGUUCUCCAAGAGACUUGUCGGUACUUCCAUUCGGAUGAUUUGCCCAACGAUAAUGCGCGGUCAAGUAUGCUGCAUUCUUGGCGUGUUCCUACUUAUCGCUGGUCAUCUGACGAAGGCGGAUAAUCCAUACUGCUCAAUCAACUGCUCCCAAGCGCUAGGAAUGGAGGAUGGACGUAUUGCAGACUCGGCAAUCACGGCAUCCAGCUCGUUCUCCCCUGCGUGUAACGCGUCUCGCUCCCGCCUCCACGCAAAGAAAGAGCUACAAGGCUCGCAAGAGGUUUGCGGAGGAUGGGUCGCUGCGAAUAAUAGUCUAGAUGGUCCUCACUGGCUGAAGGUCGACCUUGGAAGACUGACUUCAGUGACAGAAAUAGCGAUCCAAGGGCGAGAUGACUCAACCAACCCACAAUGGACCAUGACUUUCACAGUCAGUCACAGCAGGGAUGGUCAUCAAUGGACGGAUCAUGUACAACAGCAGUCAAACGUUCUCACUGGUAACAAUGACACUAUGACAGUGGUGUCACACAACAUUCUUCCGGUUCUAGUAACGCGUUACGUACGCGUUACGAUAAAGACGUUUCAUGGUUGGCCGGUACUCAGGGUGGAGCUCUAUGGAUGCGCUUGCGGUGAAUAUUUCAAGUGUCCUCGUCCGUUAGGGAUGGAGAGUGGUGACAUUAUCGACUCCGCAAUAACAGCAUCAUCAUCAUUACCAUCAGCGUGGUAUUAUUUGCCCUUUAAUGCUCGCCUCAAUCGCACUCCUGUUCAUAGUGUAUGGCUCGCCAACAGCAAUUACAACCAAUGGUUGCAGAUCGAUUUGAGCAGUGUCACUAUUGUCACUUCCGUGUCUACACAAGGGCGGGACAAUAAUGACCAAUGGGUCAAGAAUUAUACCUUGAGCUAUAGCUAUUCUGAAGAACAUUGGACUACUUAUGCGAUUAACGGUAUCCAUAAGAUCUUUGAUGGGAAUACUGAUAGAGCAACAAUCGUCACUCAUAAUCUCUUGCCGGCCAUUGAGGCUCGUUUUGUGCGAUUUCAGCCCAAGGCUUUCAAUGGACGAAUAGCUAUGAGAACUGAGCUCUAUGGCUAUAGAUGUGAUGGAGACAAGGAAUACUCCCUUUCAUUCUCUGGAAAACGUUCCACCGAUUACGUUCUUUUUCCCAAAGUAAAAGCACACCAAGUCAUGACUGUCUGUUCUUUCGUGAAGUCGCAUGUGGUUCAAGCCCGCCAAGGACUGUGGACUAUGUUUGGUUCUCAGACCAAUAUGUCGUUCCUGCUCGCCAAUGGCACAGCUUGCGAGGUGUAUUUAAAUGACAAGAAACUGGAUAUAUCCACUCCAAUCCCAAUCAUACAAGACAAUCGCUGGAGCCAUAUCUGCUUUACAUGGUCCAACGCAACAGGCGCGUGGAAGUUUUUCCUGAAUGGGAAAAAAGCAAGCGAAGGCGCAUCUUACCAACAAGGAGUCCACAACGGUCUCGACUUGACCUUGAUGGUUGGCCAGCGUCCCGGGAAUGACGGACUACCUUUGCCUCAGUACUCAUUUAGUGGUCAACUGGCUCAAUUCUAUUUGAAUCAUCAUUUCUUGGCUGAUGACGGUGUCUGGUCAUUAGCAUCUGGAUGCUCACGUGACCCAGGUGUAAUCCCAUGGUCCAUUGCGCACUCAUGGACCCAUGGUGACGUCCUUAAGUCACCCAAAGUUUUCUGUCAUCGCCAUAAAGUCAAACACACCUGGAAAGUGGCAAGUAAUGGCAGCGGCAAGAUCGAGGAUGUCUCGUAUUCAGUGGUACAAGUUGUAAAAACCGAAAACGUAACUACCGAUCUCCACUCCAUCGAUACCGACAAACAAGGCUAUGCCACACUUCGUACUCAUACUGAAUGCAUUUCGCUUUCCUCUUUAUGCUACGGUGGUGGGAUUACCAUGUCCUUCUGGCUUAGAUACCGAGAGCUUUUUCAUUCCCGUAUCCUGGAAAACAAGCCAGAAAUGACAACGCAACUGAACCGUUUGCUCUCCCCCAUCAUGAUCCCGAACUCGAAGUGGUCACUAUGUUACCGCGCCUCUGAGCACGGCCGUGACUCGGCCCAGCAUAAAUCACUUUGCCAAAAAGCGUCUGUGACCCUGACAAUCGUAAGAGUGAAGACUUAUGUGUUUGGGGGAUUAUUGGAUUCACCCUGGGAAGCAUACGACGACGACAAAGCAAUAGAGGGCGUAGAUGCUUUCUUGUUCAGUCUUGCGAACGCGAGAGGGUGCCCACCCUUCAAGCUAAGCAUAAGGAAUGAUUCGUACUCUCAAGCUGGACGCCACGUAAACACCUCUGGUCCCGUGUUUGGGCUGAAUGACCUUCACCUUGGCCCUGUGUCGUUCAGUGACCUAGGAUUGGCUUACAACCUCAGCGAGUUGUCAUGUGACCACCUUGCGUUACCAUUGUCACGCGAGGACGCGCGUAACCUUUUAGCGGGGACGUUUUACUUUACCCCUGAUGAGAUCGAAGUCUUUACAUAUAGAUCUAAGAUAACGAGCAAGGGAAGCUUUAUACACCCUAGUAUGCCUACUGCUACAUACGUCAACAUAGAGACCUCGUCUAUCGCAAGGCUAGAAUUUUCCUCCAUAAACUGCUUGCACGGACACCAGAUUAAAACGUUCCAUUUCCAAUACUCUGCUGAUGGAAUCACAUGGAAAACAUACCCGGACGACAACAAGAAAAAGGUAUUUCGUUACACUGGUACACCUAACAGCUACAGACUACUGACUCCAAUUCAUUCAGCAAGGAUAAUCAAAGUAGCUCCGCUUACCUGUUACCCGGAUAUGACCAAGUGCUGUCUUAAUUAUGAAGUAUUCGUCACUGAUGGUACACUAGGUGAUAGUCAUAUUGUGGCCUCCACUACACCAGCAUCGAAUGUAAAAGGCUUCAGGUUCUACUAUAGCAGCUCGGUGAGUCAGCCUCCAGUAUAUAUCAUCGAGAUGAAAGCUUACAAUAACAUUAAAGGAAUCUGGAGGCUCCGUAUACCUGCUGAUGCCAUAUCAUCUAACCACUGGUCGCUAGUCAUAAUUACCUGGUCAGGAGAAGGUCUCAGCGUACUUAUCAAUGGGAAUGUCAUUUAUGACGAUUUUACAAGGUGAGUCAUCAUCAUCAUUACCACCAACAACAACAGUAGAAUAAAUAUUAAACAA
Nematostella vectensis (starlet sea anemone) is the source of this 4076-nucleotide messenger RNA. RefSeq lists its product as uncharacterized. The record is from RefSeq and is a predicted model, not a curated record. The transcript is spliced from 14 exons. NCBI's taxonomy places the organism in Eukaryota, Metazoa, Cnidaria, Anthozoa, Actiniaria, Edwardsiidae. Bases 948 to 4025 code for a protein of 1025 amino acids.